Eruca vesicaria subsp. sativa (arugula) is the source of this 1587-nucleotide messenger RNA. Lineage: Eukaryota; Viridiplantae; Streptophyta; Magnoliopsida; Brassicales; Brassicaceae. The record is from the annotation of a GenBank genome assembly.
AUGAAGUCUUUGUGGGGUUUGAGCAUGAUGAUGAAGCUCAUGAUAACAGUCUUCACUUGUUUAGUACUCUGUUCGGUGAUGUUGGUAACAUUCUCAGACGUCUUCAGACACCAGCUUCUUGGCGCUACAGUCAAUGUGGAUUUAAAAGAACCUAAGGAUAAACUGUUAGGAGGGCUUUUAACCGCUGACUUUGAUGAGGAUUCUUGCUUGAGUCGGUAUCAGUCUUCCUUGUAUCGCAAGUCAUCUCCAUACAAGCCUUCUGAAUAUCUAGUCUCUAAGCUAAGAAGUUAUGAGAUGGUCCACAAGCGUUGCGGUCCAGGCACACACGCUUACAAGGAAGCAACAAAGAAUCUUCAUGGUCAUGAUGACAACAAGAACUAUGCAAACAAAACCGUUGGUGAAUGCAAAUACAUUGUGUGGGUAGCGGUCUACGGUCUUGGAAACAGAAUGCUAACUCUUGCAUCUGUCUUCCUCUAUGCUCUCUUGACGGAUAGAGUCGUUCUUGUUGAUCAAAGCAAAGACACUAGUGAUCUCUUCUGCGAGCCGUUUCCAGGUACUUCAUGGUUACUUCCUCGUGACUUCCCAUUAACGAGGCAGAUCGAUGGAUACAAUAAAGAAUACCUUCGUUGUUACGGAACAAUGUUGAAUAAUCAUGCCAUUAACUCGACUCUAAUACCACAACAUAUGUAUCUUCACAUUCUACAUGAUUCAAGGGAUGAAGACAAGAUGUUCUUCUGUCCAAAGGAUCAAGCCUUGAUCGAUAAAGUCCCAUGGUUGAUUGUCAAAGCCAAUGUCUACUUUGUUCCAUCUCUAUGGUUUAAUCCAAGUUUCCGGACCGAACUGGUGAAGCUCUUCCCGCAGAAAGAAACCGUCUUCUACCACCUGGCUCGGUAUCUUUUCCACCCGACGAAUCAAGUUUGGGGUAUGGUCACAAGAUCCUACGAUGCUUACUUAUCAAGAGCAGACCAAACACUAGGGAUCCAAGUACGCGUUUUCAGCAGACGAGCUGGAUAUUUCCGGCACGUGAUGGACCAGAUCGUGGCAUGUACACAAAGAGAGAGACUGUUGCCUGAACUGGCUACACCGCUCACUAACGCAUCAAGAAGCAAGAAACUUAACGCUGUUCUUGUCACAUCUCUGUAUCCAGAGUACUCCAAUAACCUAAAGGAUAUGUAUUGGGAAAGACCGACUUCGACAGGAGACGUUGUACAAGUUUAUCAGCCAAGUGGAGAAAGGUUUCAGCAAACAGACAAGAAGCUUCACGACCAGAAGGCCCUUGCUGAGAUGUAUCUUUUGAGUUUGACUGAUAACAUUGUCACAAGCGCAGGGUCUACAUUUGGAUACGUUGCUCAUAGUCUUGGAGGGUUAAAGCCGUGGUUACUCUAUCGGCCAGUGAGAGGCAGAACUCCUGAUCCACCAUGUGUUCGUGCUGUAUCCAUGGAGCCUUGUUACCUUACUUCUCCGAGUCAUGGAUGUGAGACCAGAAAGAGAAUUGACUUGGCGACAAUCUUUCCUUUUGUGAGACAUUGUGAGGAUCUUUGGCAUGAAGGUGUUAAACUAUUUGAUGAUACCAAAGAUGAGUUAUAG